Molecule: messenger RNA, 4127 nt
Organism: Nomia melanderi (Alkali bee)
Lineage: Eukaryota; Metazoa; Arthropoda; Insecta; Hymenoptera; Halictidae
Source: RefSeq, a predicted model, not a curated record
GUAUAAUACGAUGCACACGGUGUUGAUCGUUUCUAUUAUUUCGCUAGGUACACCGGUUGCAUCGAUUCUCUCAUUCGAAUCAUUAUUUUAAUCGAAUUUUUGGUUUUUGCUUCAGCCGGUGUUGCCAGUUGAACAUGCGCUACUUUUCCACCUAUUCAACUUUAAAGAUACCAGAUCUUUUUUCGUUCUAGACUGUAGGUGUAUAUGCGUAUAGUUUCAUUGAAAAUGCUUGUUCUGUAUUCUUUUUUAUUUUCGAACGAUUAUAUUUGCAACGUCAAGUUAGAAGUCACGAAAACUUGUUAGAAUUUUCAUUAAAUUAUUGUUCGGGUAUUUCUUCUAGUGAUUUUCGUGUUUACGAAUAUUUAUGUAAAUUAAAUUGUGGCGACCUCUUCGAUAGGGACAAAAAUUGUCUAAACACGUACACAUGUACAAUACGUACGUACGUCGCUACUUAUUAUGAUAAUAACGUUCCACGUGCUUUGCUGUUAACAGUUUAUUAUUUUCGCGCGAUGCGAGUAAUACGUUCGUUAUAUUGUUAAAAAUUUCUAACAUUCGUCGUCACGAUGCAAGUGUCUUGUCCCAACAAUGUGAAAAUUUAUAAUUUAAGCGCUGGAAAGUCUCUUCCAGAGUGGUUAACUGAACGCAAAAGGCGAAAUUUAUUAAAAAAAAAUGUUGAUAUACGGCGACGUAUUGAGCUUAUCCAGGAUUUUGAUAUGCCUGGAAUUAGUAGUAACAUUAAAGUUUCUAAGGAUGGACAAUACAUUAUAGCGACAGGAAUAUACAAGCCACGUGUGAAGUGUUUUGAAGUUCAAAAUUUAUCACUAAAAUUUGAAAGAUGUUUCGAUGCUGAGGUUGUAACUUUCGAUAUACUUUCUGACGACUAUAGCAAGAUGGUAUUUUUACACUGUGAUCGAACUAUUGAAUUUCAUGUUGCCCAUGGGAGAUAUUAUAGGCUAAGAGUACCACGUUUUGGAAGGGAUAUCAAAUAUCAUUAUCCCCUGUGCGAUCUUUUUGUGGUCGGAGAUAGUAAUGAGAUCUAUCGAAUAAAUCUUGAAAGAGGACAAUUUCUACAGUCCUUCGUGACAGAUGCAUCGUCAAUAAAUAAAUGUGAAAUAAAUCCAGUACAUCAACUUAUUACUAUUGGAACUCAAGAAGGGAAAAUUGAAGCAUGGGAUCCACGAGUAAGAAACAAAGUGGGUACACUGGACUGUGCUUUGUACUGUGUUGGUCAAAACAAUAAAGUAGAAGCGGUUCCUGCUGUUACUAGUUUAAAGUUUCAAGGAGGAUUAACAUUAGGAGUUGGCACAUCGACUGGACAAGUAUUAUUAUAUGAUAUUCGCUCAAGUAAACCCUUUUUAACAAAGGAUCAUAUGUAUGGAUUACCAAUCAAGAAUAUAGAAUUCCAUCAGACAAUGGAUAUGGUUUACUCUAUGGACAGUUCUAUUGUUAAAAUAUGGGAAAAAGAUAGCGGCAAAUUAUAUACAUCGAUUGAGGCACAAAAUGAUUUCAACGAUUUAUGCGUCGUACCAAACACUGGAAUGCUUCUAAUGGCUACUGAAAAUACAAAAAUGCAGACAUAUUAUAUUCCUACUCUUGGACCUGCUCCCUAUUGGUGUAGCUUUUUAGACAAUCUGACGGAAGAGUUAGAAGAAUUAAAUUAUGAAACUAUUUACGAUGACUAUAAAUUUGUUACCGAAAAGGAAUUGGAUGAGUUAGGCCUAGCGCAUUUGAAAGGCACUAAUUUACUUAGGGCCUAUAUGCAUGGCUACUUUAUCGAUAUUCGGCUAUACAAGAAAGCGAGAGAUGUGAUGAAGCCUUUCGAAUUCGAGGAAUAUAAGAAACGAAGAAUACAACAAAAAAUACAAGAAACUUGUGGCAGCAGAGUACAGAUUCAAAAGAUGCCAAGUGUAAAUAAAGAACUCGCUUUGAAAUUAAUGGAUGCUGAAUCAAACGCAAAGAAAAAGAAGAAUGCGUCCAAUAUUUUGAAAGAUGACCGUUUCAAAGCACUGUUCAGUAAUCCUGAUUUCCAAGUGGAUACAAAUUCGGAGGAGUAUUCCUUGUUAAAUCCUGUUAUUUCUCGCCUCGACAAAACCAGAGCGAAAAAAUUGGAAGCUCAAUUGGCCGCGGAAGAGUUACAACGAAACAUGGAAAUUGAUGACAAAGAGCAAGAUCACAGUUCGGAUGAAAGUUUCAUUCAUGAUGAUAGUAGUUCGGAUGACGAAAGAGGAUGGGUUAAGGAAGUGAAAAAACAAUAUCGGUUAAUACGGAAGAAUGAAAGGGAGAACGAAGAAAAAGAGGAAAAUGCGAAUAACGAUGAAAGUUCAGAAAGUCGUAGCCAUCUUUAUGAAAUCAAAGACGGUGUAGAAUUUAAAGACGCGAAACCGAUCGCACAGAAAAAGAACAAAGCUACCCUGGGAGAUAGGUUGAGAAACGAAAACAUUCACGAUGUUAAAAUUUCUGGUGCUCGUGGUAACCGAGAAAUGACUUUUCAUGUGGAAAAGGCAAGUUCGAACAAUGAAUCCAAAAAUGGGAAAGAUCCUCCUCAACAAAAUCACGAAGAAACGACACAAGCAUCUACACCAUCCGGAUUAUCAGACCUGCAAAUGCAAAGCACAGAAGUAGGUGAAAUCACGGAAAUGCCAGAUUUCGAGAUGCUGAGCACAUCGGCAGUACUCCAUUACUGCAAACAUAAGAUACUGAGGCCGUAUCUAAGGUUAUUAGGCGUUAUGGGAUUGAGACCAAUGAGUACUGAUGAUUCCGAACGUUAUUCACGUUAUUGCAUUCUUGUGAAUCUCCAUACCUUUCAAGUAACAAUAUUUAUGUGCAUUGGAUAUAUUUUACAGUUCAUGGCAUGCUUUAGAAGAGACCGUGGUUUUUGUUAUAAAUCGUCACCAUUAGAAGCUGAACUUCCAUCAAAUACAAGCGAAGAUGAAGUACCACAGAUUGGUUGCUUUGGCAAUGUUGUGUUCAGCUAUUUCGUUCCGAGUAUAUUACACUUAAUAGCAUACUUGUAUACCGUCUACCUGUUUCGAAUUAAAGAGAACGAGCAGCUACAAAAUUUAAUGGAGAGAGCGUUUCUUCUCUCCUCUAAUCCUGUGAAUCGUGGAAAUCAACGGAGACUCGUGCGAAUACUAUGGUUAUUCAUAGCAUUAAGCGUGGUGUGGAUAAUUACGGCACUACUUACAGUAAACGUUCUAAUGGCCCGAGGAGUUAUUGUAUUCCAGUGGUUGGAGCACAGCCCGUAUCAAGUAAAAAUAACGUUGAAGGUAUUUUUAAUCGUAUGCACGUUGUGGCACGAUAUGGUGCAAGGAACGAUUAUAACCAGUUACUGUUUGCAAGGACAACUUUUAUUGGCGCAUCUGUACUUCCUUCGCGGGAAAUUACUUCAUCAUACUUUAGCACCCAUUGAUUGGAUGCGGGAAAUUUGUGAGUUCAAAAAAUUGUUGAAAUAUUUUAAUGACGAAUUAGGCCCAGCUGUAUGCAUAUAUACCGUUGUGAAUUUAUCGUGGGCUGCAGCGGGAACAAUAUGGUUGCUUCAAUAUGAUAAUAGCGACCCGCAACGUAAUUCUGUCACUUGGGUCGGAAUACUGAAUGUUAUUUUAUGGAUUUUAAUAUCGAUAGCUCCAUUUAUUCAGGCAGCUCGUUUAACUACUGCUUGUUCGAUGAUACAAAAUAUUGGUCACGAAGUGCGUGUUCGACCAUUUGUUUAUCAAUGCACGCCGGGUGAAGAUCUGGAUACCAUACUUCUGUACACAUCGUCGUUAAAGAUGUGUGCUAGACUUUUCAGAGUACCAAUCACAGGUAGAUAUCUUUGCCUUCUACUGACUGUAAGCAGCAUCGUGAUUCUCACGUUAGGACUGUGCCAAUUUCUCUAAUCGCAGUAUUACGUUUAAGUUAACUGUAAAUAUGCAAGAUACUCUUUUUAUACAUUUCUCAUUUUAAACAUAUCAUGUAUUAAACCCAGUCUUAAUGUUCUAUAACAUCCCUGUUCAAGUCAGUUCCUUUUUUGUCUUGUCAUUUAUUUAGAUCGAUUUUCACAAUUAAUAAAUAUUAUACAUUUUAACUACUGUAUAUGUAUAUACUGUUUGUUAGUGGUAUGCAAGAUUUUAUAAUGUAUUAUAUGCAAU